AUGGGCGUCUACACGAAGCUUGCCGAUGACAUCGAUGAGGUCGAUGUCAUCAUUGCCGGAGGAGGCACUGCGGCAUGUGUCGUGGCAGGACGCUUGGCCGAAGCCGACCCGAAACUGUCGAUUCUGGUAAUUGAAGGUGGCCAGGACAACCGCGGCGUAUCCAAUAUUGAGAACCCUGCGUUCUUUCUGGACCACCUGUUGCCUACGAGUAAGACUGCCAUUUUCUACAAGGGCAACAAAUCGGAGCAAUGUGCCGGACGCGAGGUCAUUGUUCCUUCUGGCGGUGUGCUCGGCGGCGGAUCCUCCAUCAACUUUAUGAUGUACACGCGUGCUCAGCGUUCGGAUUUCGACUCCUGGAAGAGUCCUGGAUGGUCCGCUGAUGAGAUACUGCCAUUCCUCAAGAAGCUCGAAACAUAUCACGGCCCGGGCGACAAGAGCCGUCAUGGUGACAGCGGGCCCGUGCACAUCUCCAGCGGCACGUUCCGCUCCGAGUUCUCGGAGAGUGAGUUCAUCAAGGCCACGGGCGAGGUGGGCUGGCCCGAGAUCAAGGACCUCCAGACGCUGGAUGCCAACAACGGCAUCGAGCGAUGGCUCCGCUAUGUCAGCCCCGAGGGCAAGCGACAGGAUUCUGCCCGCGUCUAUCUCCACGACAAGAUGGACAAUGACAAGUACCCCAAUCUCCAUAUUCUCACCCAAUCCAAAGUCGUCCGUGUCCUGCUCGACGACGACAAGCGAGCGGUGGGCGUCGAGUACACGCCGAACCCAGACUUCCAGGCCGUGCUGGAGACGACGAAACACCCCAAGAAGCAGGUCAAGGCGCGCCAGCUGGUCGUUGUCUCCUGCGGCGCCUGCGGCACGCCGCCUGUUCUCGAAAGGUCUGGCCUCGGCGACCCUGAGAUUCUGAAGAAGGCCGGCGUGGAUGUGAAGGUCGACCUGCCGGGCGUCGGCCGCGACUACCAAGACCACCAGCUGAUUCUGUACCCGUACCUCUCGAGCUUGAAAGAGCACGAGACCAUCGACGGCAUGCUGCGCAAUCCAGACAAGCGGCAGGAGCUCAUCGACAAGAAGGACCCCCGAGUUGGCUGGAAGUCGAUCGACAUAUCGUCCAAGCUGCGCCCCUCGGACGACGACGUCUCGGCGCUGGGUCCCGAAUUCCAGGACGCCUGGAACAAGGACUUCAAGAAUGCGCCCGACAGGCCGCUCAUGCUGAUGGGCCUCGUUUCAUGCUUCCUCGGCGAUCCUGCGAGCGUGCCCGAGGCCGGCUACGUCACGGUCGGCACCUACACGGCGUACCCGUACUCCCGCGGCCACAUGCACAUCACGGGCCCCGAAGUCUCCGACGCGCUCGACUUUGACCCGGGCUACCUCAGCGAUGCUCACGACAUUGAUCUGAAGAAGCAGCUCUGGGCCUACAAGAAGCAGCGCGAGAUCAUGCGCCGCACGGCCAUGUUCCGCGGCGAGCUCGCGGCCGGGCACCCCGCCUUCGCCGAGGGGUCUGCUGCCGCCUGCGCGGCGGUCGAGAGCGCCCUCAGCGACGUCAAGGACAUCGAGUACUCGGCCGAGGACGACAAGGCGAUCGAGCAGUGGAUUCGGGAGAAUGUCGGGACGACGUGGCACUCGAUUGCCACAGCCAAGAUGGCGCCGCGGGAGGAGAACGGUGUUGUGGACCAUGACCUGAAUGUCUGGGGGACCAAGGGGCUCAAGAUUGCCGACCUGAGCAUCCCGCCCAUGAACGUCGGCGCCAACACCAACAACACGGCGCUGGUCGUCGGCGAAAAGGCGGCAGACAUCAUCAUUAGGGAGCUAGGACUCAGCGUGUGA
Verticillium alfalfae VaMs.102 is the source of this 1821-nucleotide messenger RNA. Its product is annotated as alcohol oxidase. The coding region runs from base 1 to 1821 and encodes 606 amino acids. The transcript has 4 exons. Gene Ontology annotation, molecular function: oxidoreductase activity, acting on CH-OH group of donors; flavin adenine dinucleotide binding. The record is from RefSeq and is a predicted model, not a curated record. Lineage: Eukaryota; Fungi; Ascomycota; Sordariomycetes; Glomerellales; Plectosphaerellaceae.